GAGCUUGAACGAGCCUUAGAGAUGAAAAGAAGAGAAAAGUUCAAGCAUACUCGUUACGCGAAGAUUGUAGCGGGUGACAUAGACGAUCCAGAAGUAGGAACAGCGGAAGAGGCUCUAGUUAGAGAUGAAGUUGUGGAUAGUGUUUUCCGAGCUGUAGAUGAAGAAGAGGACAGCCCUGAAACAAACAACUACAGCAGGUUUGCUCCAUCGCUUCAGUCACUCGGAAUCACUCAGACUCCAAACGGUAUUGCAAGAAAUUACGCACCACUUCCGCCGCAGGACACUCCAGAUGGCUCACUUGACCUCACGGGAAUCGAUGAUGACGAGAUUGACACAUAUAUCUUGACGUCGCGGGAAUCGGAGGUAAAGGAACGUUUUUGGAUGAAGCUAAAUGGCGAACAUCUCAAGGAAAUGGAGAGAAGGCAAGCGCGUUUCGCUUUAAUCUUUCCAUUAGAAGAAAGGAAUGGAUAA
Molecule: messenger RNA, 471 nt
Organism: Strongylus vulgaris
Lineage: Eukaryota; Metazoa; Nematoda; Chromadorea; Rhabditida; Strongylidae
Source: the annotation of a GenBank genome assembly